This is a messenger RNA of Ruditapes philippinarum (Manila clam), 366 nucleotides long. RefSeq lists its product as uncharacterized. NCBI's taxonomy places the organism in Eukaryota, Metazoa, Mollusca, Bivalvia, Venerida, Veneridae. The transcript has a single exon. Bases 1 to 366 code for a protein of 121 amino acids. The record is from RefSeq and is a predicted model, not a curated record.
AUGGUGGAGCUCCGUAAUGAAGAUCCAAGGGCCUUCCAGAACUCUAUGAGAAUGCCACCUGCCAUGUUCGAUGAAAUUGUGCAGAGACUGACACCAGCCCUUACCAAGGAGACCACCAACUGGCGAGCACCCCUUGAUCCAGGCCUGAAGGUUGCCCUCACCCUGAGGCAUCUUACUUCUGGCGCCAAGUACCGUGAGAUGCAGUAUGGCUGGAGGGUCCAUCACAACACCGUCAGUCUGGUGUUGCACGAAGUGUGUGCGGCCAUCGUCGAAGAAUUCCGUGAUGAGCUGCUCGCGCCACCACAGACUGCUGCAGAGUGGCGUCAGAUUAGUGACAAUUGGAUGAACAGUUGGAACUUUCCGUAG